Messenger RNA from Sodiomyces alkalinus F11, 672 nucleotides. RefSeq lists its product as hypothetical. The record is from RefSeq and is a predicted model, not a curated record. Lineage: Eukaryota; Fungi; Ascomycota; Sordariomycetes; Glomerellales; Plectosphaerellaceae. The coding region runs from base 1 to 672 and encodes 223 amino acids. The transcript has 2 exons.
AUGGCGUGCAGUGGGAGUACACAGGGGAGAGACGCGCCGACCGUCAAACUGGGGUGCGGACCUGGUCCCCCGCCCUAUCAGUCACAGUUCCUUUGGUCCGCUCAAGUGAGCGACUUCUUCCAAGGGGCGUGGGGGAGAGGGAGGAGCAAGCAGCAAGGGCGUCGGGUCUCCCUAGACCCGAGUACUUCGAAGGUUGUGCGUCUCGCACAAUCGGGGCAUGCGAAGGAGAAUGGGGCUGAUGACGAACAAGAAGUUGAUGUUGAUGAAUUCCCACGGCGCAAGUCCUACAGGGGAUUGGCCCAUCCGGGAGAAGUCUUGGGGAAACAGAAGCAAACGAAACGGGCUCUGCAUGCCCGAGAGGAGGAGGAAGAAGAGGAGGAAGAGAAACCCCGAGACAGCACGACCAAGCAGUACCGUAGCGACAACCACACACACCAUUGCUGCCACAAAGGCGAUAUGAUAUUCUCAGGAGCCAAGUGGCCCGAGAAAUGUAGCAGUCAGCAACCAAGAGAAAUCCAAUGCAUUAUCCCCCUUCUCCCAACUUGCGCCACCCUCCAGCUAAAUGUGACGAACACGGCGAGAAUGGCUCGAGAACCUCGAGAUCUGGAUUUUGGGUAUCUAGUAAAGGCAUGGGUCUCCUACGCGACUGCGCUCAGAUGGCCCGCCCAUUAA